This is a messenger RNA of Ambispora gerdemannii, 1508 nucleotides long. NCBI's taxonomy places the organism in Eukaryota, Fungi, Glomeromycota, Glomeromycetes, Archaeosporales, Ambisporaceae. The record is from the annotation of a GenBank genome assembly.
AUUCAAUUUUCCAAGUUACUACAUCCAAAAUGUCUGCCGAAGAACCUUUGCAUGUAGUUAUUCGUCUUCCUUAUAGAAGGCCACCCGGAUUUGUUGAACCACCUUCAAUAAUAUGGACUGAAACAAUGGAACAACAGCUAUGGGAAAUUCUAACACAAAACAAACGCCAGAGCAUUGACUGGAACUUAGCCUCGCGACGACUAAACGUUCCAAUUCCAUAUCUCUUAAGACAUGCAGCUUUCCUGUAUGAAACCCAAUUGCGUGGUGUACAAGCUCAAUUGCGACGUGGCGAAGUACUCAGUGCCAGUAAUAGCAGUAACAACUUAACAGCCCUUGGCACUACUGGUGGAAUAACAACACGCACUAGAGCAUCAAGUCGUGCAUCAUCAAAUAAAAUUCCCGCAAUGGAAAACAAUGAACCAUUGACUCGAACUAGAGCCUCAAGUAGAGCAUCAUUAAAUAAAGUUACAGUGGAUCCUAAUGAUCCGAUAAUUCGACCAAGAGCUUCGAGUCGUGCUUCUUUAACUAAAGGAUCGGUAUUAGAUUCGAAAGAAGUUCCUACUGCUCGAUCGAGAUCACCAUCGAUUAGAGAGUCUCCUAUUACUUACCGUGGUAACCCUGCUGCAAACCAAGAUACUCUAAAGAUGGGAGGUCCGUCAAAUGCGGAACCUGCAUUUAUAUACCAAGGAAGAAAUGAUACGUUAAGCAACGAAACAAGAUCAGUACCAAUUUCACAUACAUCAUCCUCUCCCCCACAGACCAAUUCUUCAUCUUUUGCACGGCGACCAGUGUCUAACGCGUCAUCUGUUUCUACAAUUACUCCCAUCGACCAGAUUACAUCAAAUCUUAGACCCAUAAUAAAUAUGCAAGGAUCUUUUAUUAGCACACUUUCAACAAUUGAAUCCGAGUCUGCUAUGACACCUUCAUUCGAGACUCCUGUUGAUCCAUAUUCGCGGAACAAAUCGCUUUCUAUUGAAGAUGGUGAUGGUGAUAAUGAUGAAAUCCAUGCAAGUAUAAAACUGCAUGAUUCUAGUUCAGACGACGAUAGCGAAGCUGAUGAGGAUUACCAAGAAUCAAAAAGCACCAUACUUGAACAGAACCUUGCUGUUUCAUUUACGGAUAAACUAAAAAAAUUACAAGGUGUUGCAGCAUUCUUGCCGCUUGUGAGUACUAGUAGCGGUAGUGGUGGCUCUGCCACCCUCGCUGGCACUAACUCAAAUGAUAAAAAAAGUCAGUCGUCAGCGUCAACGACGACUACCAACAAAGACACUCAACGUCAAGAUCCAAAAGAUAUUAAUUUAGCUGUUACUACAAAUGUAACUGCACCCCCGAAGACCGAUGAUGCAAACAACAACUCAACAGUUGGCAAGUCUCCGUUAACUCCUGCUCCGGGAAGUGCUUCAAAUUCAACGGGAUCUUCAUUUAGUGAGCUGUCAGAUUCUUCUGUAACUCGCUCGGCACUGGAAGAUGCAAUCAUGUCUUCGAAUCUUGGAGGCUCAAGAAUGUAA